CCGUGGACAGCCUCACCGGAGGGCGACGUGGGCCGCGAAGGCCCCCGCUGCCGGCCACCGAGGAAGCUGGGGCCGGCGACUAGGCGCGGUGUGUGUGCGCGGCGGCUCCACCAUGUCGAAGGUGUCCUUUAAAAUCACGCUGACGUCGGACCCGCGGCUACCGUACAAAGUUCUCAGUGUUCCUGAAAGUACGCCUUUCACAGCAGUGUUAAAGUUUGCAGCGGAAGAAUUUAAAGUUCCUGCAGCAACAAGUGCUAUUAUUACUAAUGAUGGAAUAGGAAUAAAUCCUGCACAGACUGCUGGAAAUGUUUUUCUGAAGCAUGGCUCAGAGCUGCGAAUCAUUCCUAGAGAUCGAGUUGGAAGCUGCUAAUGUCUGCUUCUUGAAAUACCCAGCUUUUCAGAAUAAAUACUGGUAUUUGUUGUUGCUGUACUAUUGAAAUCAGGCAUUCACAAUACAAUGAAAGCACCAAGAAUCAAUGAAACAGGAAAAAUGACUCUUGUCCCUUCUUGUUCGUUUUGUUCAUGGGAAGAGAGAAUGCCUUUGAGUGGAGGGUACCAACCAUAGGUCACACAGUGGGUGACUGCUGCCUCACCAGAAGAAGAGGGUACUUCUGUGACCAAUGGACUGUGCUUUAAAAAAACAAACAAAGCCAACAACCAAACCAGAGGAUGAGUCUGAUCAGCCCUUUCAGGAACAUUUGGAAAAUCAAAAUUUACAGUAUCAGAUGUAUUUUCUGACUUGAGAAUUUAAAGGAUAAUGAUCGUAGAAGCAUUCAGCUCAAGAGCAUCUCACCUGCGGGCCCAUGUUUAGAUUUUCAAAUUAUAUUGGUUGUGAUGAGUUGUACAAAACCAAAAUUAAAUCAUGGGAUUUAACCAUUAUGUGUAUAAAGUUGGUAUCUUACACAAAUAGCUUCGACAUAGUGAUCUUGUGAAAUCAAAUGUGUCCUGGUGGGAAUUGACUACCGCAGAAGAAGCACCCUUAGCUAAAUUACGCAUUCCUUGAUAAUGUCUUAAUACAGUGUUCAGACAGAAGUCCUUACACCCUUCUUUUUGAGGAUUCUGUAGUGUCCAUUGUUUCAGAGGAGAUCUGACUUUUAGAACAAAGCUUAGCGAAGCAGCACCUAUGCUGGUGGGGUAUCCCUACUGAUCAGGAGCUUAAGGAAGCUGUUAGCAUUAGUGAUAAGUGGAUAAGAAGCCAGGGCAGCAAAGAUGGCCAGGCUCUUGCUGGAAGAACUGAAGAAGUGAUGAGGAACAGAAGGCUGGCAGUGUCACAGGAGACAUCAGAGAAGCUGCAGUAGGGUUGGAGAAGUAUGAAAGGGAGAAGAGGACCAGGCAUAGCAUCAGUGAUGAGGAGCAGGAGGCUGGCAGUGUUGCAGGAGAAGUAUGAAAGGGAGAAGAGUACCGGGCAUAGCAUCAGAAGGCACCUCCAUAUACAGUUCAGAACACCCACAGCCAUCUACAGAAAGAUGUCAGGGCCUGGGACCUGGGGAGGAGGCAAAGCUUUGUAAGCCAAAACCCAUGUGGAAAGAGAGAACAACUCCACAGUCAUCCUCUGACCGUACACGGAUGCCCUGAUGUGAGCCAAUGCCCCCUCCCACAAUGAUGCAUUCUUUUAAAGAUCAUCGUUGCUCCUACAGAGGAAAUCUAUGUCUUUAUCAUCUUGCAGGAUGAAUUAAAUGCUGACAGUGACUAAGUGAGAGCUGGCCUGUUCUUGAUUUAGCGGGUGAGCUUUUUGGAGGUGAGGGUCUGUGUGUCACAUGCUCCCUAGAGCUAGAGAUACAGGUUCUCAAUAAAUACUUACUGAAUUCAUGAA
Messenger RNA from Peromyscus maniculatus bairdii (prairie deer mouse), 1813 nucleotides. RefSeq names its product ubiquitin fold modifier 1 (gene Ufm1). Gene Ontology annotation, biological process: protein K69-linked ufmylation. The record is from RefSeq and is a predicted model, not a curated record. Lineage: Eukaryota; Metazoa; Chordata; Mammalia; Rodentia; Cricetidae. Gene Ontology annotation, cellular component: nucleus; cytoplasm.